Molecule: messenger RNA, 699 nt
Organism: Magallana angulata
Lineage: Eukaryota; Metazoa; Mollusca; Bivalvia; Ostreida; Ostreidae
Exons: 6
Coding region: 1-699 (232 amino acids)
Source: RefSeq, a predicted model, not a curated record
AUGAACAAUUUCACCUUCGUUUGUUCUGUACUUUCUGUGAUUGCAUUUACACCUGGCACAACUGUUUGUAAAACAACUACCACAACCGAGGCAACAAGCGAAAUGUCGGUUCUUGCGAUAAAUUCAGCAAAUCCAACGACAACAAGAUCAACAAAGAUGUUAACAACCCCAACCUUAAUUUACACCAACACAAUAUUCAGACCAAGGAUUCAUACAACUAGACCAGCACAAACAGUUACAAGCAGACAGGGAAAACCGCUCUAUAUAGAUGACACAACUAGGAGGUGGAACACAGCAUCAAUUACGACACGCUCGAUGUCUGAACGAAACGCUACAGUUCCGGCAGUAGAUAAUCAAUCAGCUACAUUUAAUCUUCGAGAGAUAACAUACUUGAUCACGGGUAUUAGUAUGAUAGAAGUUGCUUUGACAGCCAUCGCGAUAUAUAUUGCAAAACAACGUCGAAUGAAAUUCAGGAAUCUAGGACACAAAGAAAUCCAGAGAAAAACAACUAAUCCCUACCAUAGCCUAUCAAAGGACAGUGGAAAUGGAAAAUAUGAAGUCAUUGAACUGAAAGAUUUAUCCUAUGAUCAAAGUCAAGAGCAAACUGAACACAAUGAAUGUUCAUACAUUGAAAUUAUUGAACAUGAGUAUGACUACUCAUAUGGAGACAAACCACCAGUCAUCGCCAAAAUUAUGUAA